Prunus armeniaca (apricot) is the source of this 369-nucleotide messenger RNA. The record is from the annotation of a GenBank genome assembly. NCBI's taxonomy places the organism in Eukaryota, Viridiplantae, Streptophyta, Magnoliopsida, Rosales, Rosaceae.
AUGGGAAAGGGGAGAAACAUUCAAGGGAGGGGGUCAGGGGUAGAAGGGAAUUCAAGAAUAGAAAAUGGACAGAAGAUUUGGGCUUAUGAGGUAUUUCCAGCGUUGGCUGCACUACAUUUGGUGGUGCACGAACAUAAUGCCUACAUCCCUCGUAUACUACAUUGGAGGAGCAACACUUUGCCGCGUUUUUAUGAGCUCAUGAGCCAAGUCUUCGAAAACCGUGAGGUUGAUGUGCAACUUAUCCGGCCAUCUGUAAUUGACAAGCAGCAGCGUAUUGGACUUGGGGUGACAGUGUUGACAACACUGAAGAACUUGUUGAGUUGGUUGGCGAUGACGCUGAACAAAAAACCAGCACGUCUGCCUCUGUAG